This is a messenger RNA of Aplysia californica (California sea hare), 1315 nucleotides long. RefSeq names its product lactadherin. The record is from RefSeq and is a predicted model, not a curated record. NCBI's taxonomy places the organism in Eukaryota, Metazoa, Mollusca, Gastropoda, Aplysiida, Aplysiidae.
CAUUCAAAGAUAGGUUUAUUAAUUUAUAAAUGACAGACCACAUACUGUGUAAUGAUGCUCACACUCAACACAGGAAACACAAUCACAAAAACAUACACACUGCCAAAAUCAUUGGUGAACAUACAUGAAAUAACGUACCGGGGAAAAAACCUUUUUAGUUUGUUUGGACCAGUCUGUCCACACAAUACAUUCCCCGUCAUCAAACAGAGCUGCCUAUUUUGUCUAUUAGGACCUGGAUUAACAAGAGUACGUUAAAAUAUAGAUAGCAAACAUUCUAUUGACCUUAAAUAAAGAUGACCCGUUCACCCCAGGAGCAUAUUCAAAUUGACACAGUUUUAGUUAUUAGGACGUCCGCUUCGACUGUACAACCAUUUUAUUUAAUUUUUCUUUACCGUUCUCUUCUAACAGGAGACAAGAAUCUGACGUGGAGUGCAGGGGUUCAAGACCCUACCGGAUGUCCUCCCAUCUUCCCAAACCGCCUCUCAGAACGAGGUGCAGAAACGCGUCACUUCCGUCGAUGACGUCACAGGAUACGUAGCCUAGGUGUUGAUGGGCCGGUAGGCGCCGCGGACGGUAGAGCACUGCGUCCUUUGAGAAGUUGAUGCUCUCUCCGACCAGAACAGUCUGGACUAACGUGUUGAAAAUAACCUCAAUAUAAACCCACCUCUACAUCGUAUUUCUCUCGAUUCAUGUCGUUAUUUUUGUCUCUACUUUAUAAAGUGUUCAACAACUUGACGACAAUUGCAAAAUCAACAGUCUGAGACAAACUUUUCAUUUGGGGUAAACCAGAGUAUAUUCUUUUUUAUUUACUCCAAAUAGUGAGCAUAUUCUGUGUUGUUGUUGUUUUGUUUUUCUUCUGGGAAAUUCAGAAAAACGAAACAUUUUUUUCUGUUGUUUGUGGACCAGCAAUUAGGGAGAGUCUUGUUGUGCAAAGGCUCUCGGUUUCUUCGUUGGCCCCUGGGCAACCUCUGACAAGGAUUUGGAUAUUACCAGAAGCCCUCCAGGUUUGUGAUUACCCUGUGACCCUCGGGCAGACCUUAUCUAUCUUGUGUUUGGGACCGUCUUCCCCUUCUCCUGUGAGCGGAGACAAAAGGUUGUGGACCGGUCAAUUAUCAUCCAGACUCCCGCUGUUUUUAAUUUGUCGCGCGGCUGUGUCCCGCGGAAAGUUCCGUGUUCUCCUUUGAUUGACGGCGUCCAUCUCCUGGCCUGGUGGACACGCAGCUGACCAGCAUGGCGGGUCUGACUAGGGGAUUAUCACUGCUGCCUGGUGUGUGCCUACUGCUGGCCGCGCUCUGUGGAACUGGGAGCUCGAGUG